Messenger RNA from Populus nigra (black poplar), 995 nucleotides. Its product is annotated as non-functional protein STAY-GREEN, chloroplastic-like. The record is from RefSeq and is a predicted model, not a curated record. The transcript is spliced from 2 exons. The coding region runs from base 421 to 789 and encodes 122 amino acids. Lineage: Eukaryota; Viridiplantae; Streptophyta; Magnoliopsida; Malpighiales; Salicaceae.
CAUAUCCCUUCAUGCUCUCUCCACUCUAGCAGAUUCUGUCAAUGUCAUUUUGCUAUCUCAUAUGACUACCAUACUUUGAUUCCAUCUUGCAGGAGGAAAAAUUUGCCCAAAUGUCUUCUGAGCGUAGACCUACAUGGCGCAGCUACUCUAAUUUCUAGGUCAUACUCUCUUCUAAAGUGUCUUCUGAGCGCAGACCAGACCUACAUCAAACUUCGAAGAAGUCCUACACUUUAGGCAUCUAAGCAAACCAAAAACUAUUAGCUCCAGAGUGAAAGCAAAAGAGUUUCUGCUUCCAAACUGUCCAAAAAUAUUACAGUCGUUCUUCCAUUUUCGAGUGUCCAUAAAAUUACUAGGAGCUAGCUUCGAGAUCCAAGUAGUGUGCUUUAUCAUAAAAACAACUACUGCCAGAGAGACACAGAGAUGGCUAAAUUGAAUGGUGGUCCCCUGCAUCCUUCAAAGCAAGGUCCCUCUGUUUUUGAACAAAACAGCUCUUUCUUUUUCUAUGGAAGAAAACCCAUGACGAUCAAGAAGAAGAACCUAUUCACUGGUCCUGUGGCAAGGCUACUAGGUCCGGCGAUUUUUGAGGCUUCAAAGCCAAAGGUGUUGCUUCUAGAGGUUGAAAAUAAGCAGCCAGCUGCAGGGACUUGUACCCUAACGAACUGCAACCCCCUCCCCUCUAUAAUUUGCAAGACGAAAACAUUUCCUUCUACAAUUUUUUCUUGGGCUUGUCAGUAUGCUAUCAUAUUGCUAGCAUUUAUAUUACUUCUUUCAUUCAUUCCAUUUCGCUGAUUAAUAUCGUUAAUGUCUCUGGUUUAACCUGUGCGAUGAGUGGCGAGGAUUCUAGGAUAAAAUGCUUGGAAAAAUAAAUCUCAUGUCUUGACAACUUCGGAUUUCAGUGAUAUGUUUGUACGAUUUUUAUUUAUUUGUAAUUUUACUGAAUUAAUGUGGUAAAUGUAAUCAUAUAAAUCUCUUACCAUUAUUGGAACCUUAGACUA